Messenger RNA from Onthophagus taurus, 5981 nucleotides. RefSeq lists its product as uncharacterized. The record is from RefSeq and is a predicted model, not a curated record. NCBI's taxonomy places the organism in Eukaryota, Metazoa, Arthropoda, Insecta, Coleoptera, Scarabaeidae. Gene Ontology annotation, molecular function: protein-containing complex binding; intracellularly cyclic nucleotide-activated monoatomic cation channel activity.
AUGAAAAGAAUAACUGUUGUUUCUAUACAUGAAGAAGAUGCGGCUUAUAAUCAAGAAUCUUCCGAUUGGAGACACAUAGCCUUUUUGCCAUUCCAAGGCGGAUGGGAAUUGUGUUUGAUGAUAUCAAUAAUCGUGAAUUCACUCCUAUCAAUUUACGAUUUGUAUUUUGGGGUACAUGACAACUUUACGAUUAAUUUAAUUUAUUAUUUUUGCGAGAUUAUGUAUCUCGUUGAUAACGCCUUAGCCAUAAUGCAUAGAAACAUGGUAAAAACGCGAAGGAAAAGGAGUUACCCCCCAAGAAAUUUAGGAAUAAUCCUAAUCGAUUUCCUCACCUUACAUCCUUUGUAUGAAAUCCAAUACUUUUUAUUAUUAACAAAUUAUCAAACGUCAACUUCUCUCGAUAAAAACUUUUACAAGUGGAAAUGUGUCGUGAGAACAUAUCGCAUCUUCCUGUACGAGACCAAACGGAUGAACGAAGUGGGAUUGAACCAAAUGACCAUACUUUGUUUGCAACGGCUCGCGAAACUCAUCAUCGUAGGUCAGAUUUUCGCAGCCAUCAUAUUCAAACUUGGGCAAAUGCAUAAAACGAAUUGGACAAAACAUUUAGAUGAAUCCGAAUUUAAUUCCAACUCAUCGUUACGUUGGUGGGGAACAUCCUUUUUUAUGAUGACAGAAGUUGUUAUUAACAAUUUUUCAGCAUUUUUAAAACUAGAAAACGUUUUCGAACUAUUAACAUUUACUUCAGCGAUGCUAUUUGGGUUCAUAAUCGGUUUUGUGUUAUUUAUGGGCCGUUUGGUGGUGAUUUUUAUGCGAAUCGAUCGCAAUUAUUUCGGAUACGCGUUCCACGUAACCAAAAUAAUGUCUCUCUUGGACGAAUGGGAAGCCGAUGUCGAUUUAAAAAACAAAACUUUCGAAUAUUACACGACUUUUUACAAACAACGACAUGGUAUGCGAGAUAUGCCCGGUUUAUUCAAAAUGUUGCCCCCGUCUUUACAAAAAGAGGUAACCGUCGAUAUUUAUUGGGAGGCGUUAAGGCACACGCAUCUAUUUAAUCAAACGGAUAUGUCGUUUAAGCGAUCGGUUAGUUUGGUGAUGAAAAGCGAAUUUUUGUUGCCGGCUGAGUUUUUAUUUCGCGUCGGGGAAUUAAAAGCGAAAUUGAUUUAUGUCGUUUCCGGUGUUAUUCAAGCUUUAUCCAAAGAAGAUGAUGAUUCGCCGUUGAUUUCGUUUUCUUCGGGGACGGUUUUGGGGGAAAUCGCUUGUUUGGUUCCUUGUCAAAGUGUAUCAAAUUUACGGGCUGUUACUUAUUGCGAAAUACAAGUUUUAUAUUUAACUGAUCUUUAUAAAGUAUUACUAAAUUACCCAUUAGUAACAAAAAGCAUCCAAGAAUCAUUCAAAGAACGACUUUUAGUUGCCAUAAAAGGAAUACAAACGAAAAAAACGCACCGAAACAUCGAUUACACCGAUAACUCAAUUCGAAACGUAAAGAGGCGUUGGUAUGAAAUUUGGGCGUACUCAAAAAAGCCGGAAUCGCUCCCCUCUCAAUCAUCGGACGACAUCGAUGAAUUCUCAAAAUGCGUUACGGCGAAUCUAAAUUUAUUGGUGUUGAGCCACGACCUCGAAUUAAGAGUGGAAUCGAUUUGUUUAUCGUCGAAAUGCCCGUUUAUCAUGGAACCGGACACGGAGUUUCGAAAAUGUUUGGAUUACGUCGUAAUUUUUGCCAUUAUGGUUCACGCGGUUAUAAUUCCAAAAGUGGCGUGUUUUGAGGAUUCGAUGAAAUUCAACGAGCUUUCGAUUUGUUUAUUGAUGGACGUGAUUUAUUUAUUUGAUCUUUACUUGCAAGCUUCGACGGCGGUUCGAUACAAAAACCGUUUAAUUGCGAAUUAUAAGGAGUUAAUUAUACAACAAUUAAAGAAUAUCUACUUUAUUAUCGAUUGCGUGGCGAUUUUCCCGAUUGAUUAUAUCGCUUGGGGGAUGGACAUCAAAAUCAAUUUGGGGUUAUGCAAAUUAAAUCGAUUAUUAAAGAUCUAUAAAAUUUUUACGAUGUUGAAGUCUCUUCAAUACAACAUUAAAUUUAACACGAUCGUUAUCCGAGGAGUUAAAUGGUUCAUUUUUUAUUUGGUGACUAUUUAUUGGUUCACCGCUUUGAUAUAUUUCGUUGCAAAAGUCAAUAAUGACUUAGCGAGCGAUGAGGAUUUUUGGGCUUACUUACUUUUGAUCGUGAAUUAUUACGUGGGUUACGGAGCUAGCUCAACGGAGUCUUCAACCGUAAUGGAGGCGACUUUAUGCCUUUUAUUAACAAUAACCGGACACUUAGUUUAUUGCGUCGGGAUAUCCGAGCAAACUGGGACUUCGGUUUUAAAGUAUAAAAGCAAACAAAUGGAUACGAUUCAAUGGUGGGCGAUGAAAAAUGAAUUAACCCGGCAACGAUUAGACCCUGGGAUCACAAAGCGCUUAGUUCGCUUUUUAUAUUUUAAUCACUCAGUGAGAGGGUGCCAAAUUGUGGGGGAAAAUAGCAUUUUUAAAGACGCCCCGGUUGAGUUGCGCAACGAAAUCGUCCGACACCGCAUUGCUGAUUGCUUAAAACAAGUUCCUUUAUUUCACAACACCAAAAAGGACACGUUAAGAUAUAUUUGCGCGCACGCCCAAAUUAAAAUAAUCCCCCCGGGGGCCACUUUAAUGGACGUCGAUGUUAAAUCAGACAUUUUUUAUGUCAUAAUGAGAGGAUUUUGCCGAUUACGAUCGUUUCUCCCUGGAGAUUCGGAACGUGGGGCUACAAGCAUCCUACAAAUCGGAGAUACAUUCCCAUUUUUAGAAACUCUCCACGAUACAUUCUCUUUCGUUAAGGUUGAAUGUUUAACGGUGGUGGAAUUAUUAUUAAUUAAGACCCACAUAGUUAUCAGCGCUAUGCAAACGUCUCAAACUGAUUUUUCUUUUUUCAAGCACGCCCUAGAAGAGCAUCGGCGAAUUUAUGGAACGAUUAUGAAGCGAACCGGGGCGAGGUUACCCCCGAUGAUUUCCAAGAUAAAAUCAAAAGGAAAGGGAAACAUUUUUGAAUACAAAAUCCACGAUAGCGACGAUAUUGAGUUGACUAAAUUUGUGUUUAAACAAGCUUUCGCCAAUUUGGGGAUGUGGUCCUUCAUAAGAUUUUUCGUUUUAAAACGAACGAUUAACCCAACGAAUUGGCCGUACAUAACGUGGGAAGUAUUCCGAUGCACUCUCUUAAUAAUCUAUAUCCUUUCGAUAAACAUUAGAUACAGCGUUUUAAACGUUUAUUACAACGAAACUUUGGUGACAUCAGUUUAUUUAAUUUUCGAUUUAGUCGCAUUAAUCGACCUUUAUAUUCGGUUACAUUGCCAAUAUUACAAUGAAAAAGGGAUUUUAGUGACUCAUCCUUUAUACACGGCUAAGAAUUAUUUAAAAACCGCCUUUAUGAUGGAUUCAAUGGGGUGCUUUCACGUCCACGCCACCGGUUUAGACCGAUUAUUCGGACAACAAUAUAUUUUAUGGAUACAAAUUUUAGUUUUGACAGCUACAAGAUGUUGCCAACUUUAUCGGCCAUUCAAAGGAUUGAGCUUUUUGGAUAAUCGGCUCCAAGGAAAGAAAAGGAACGCAAUUAAUAUGUUUCGAUAUGGUUUAUUAGUUAUUAUUUGUAUAUCGUUAGUGUGUAGUUUAACGAUGUUGGUGAUGUGCGAACAUGAGGGUUAUCGGUUAGUUUGUAACGUUGAGAAAGGCCACGAUUUUACGAAGGGGUUGUAUCAGUAUGUUUAUUAUAUGUAUACAGUUACGAUUAGUGUAACAGGAAGCAGUACGGGGGCUAUUUUGGAAAAUGAAAGACAUGCUAUUUUAACCGUGGUUAUGUUGGUACCAUUAACUGCUUUGAGGUGGUUAUUUUUUGUGUCGUUAACAAGCCGAGGGGUUGGCGGCAAUGUUGAAUUAACAAUUUACCGCGACCGUAUGAAGAACUACAUGACAUUUUUAAAAGACGCUCUCAUCAGCGACGAAGAUAAACAAUUAAUUGUGCUUCAUUACGAAAAUAUUUGGAAGAAAACGCAUGGAUUGAACAUUCACGAAGUAAUCAAGAAUUUCCACCCGCAAUUAGAGCAAGAUUUGGCGCGCGCGAUUUAUCAGAAUUGCUUAAAAAGGGUUCAAAUUUUUUCUGGGGGACAUUUUAGUUUAUUUCAAGCCGUUUCUUACCGACUUCGCCAAGAAUUCUUUACGAAAGACUCCAAAAUAAUUCGUUGCAACGAUGUGAACUCGAAAUUAUUUUUCGUUCAAGAUGGAAAAGUUGAUAUUUACACGGCGGGUACGUUAAUGUGCAGCUUAAGAACGGGAGGAGUUUUUGGUUGUUUAUCGAAAACGGGGGUUACGAGACAAACGAUUGAUGCAGUUGCAAACAUUCACUCUAUGGUUUUAACGAUUGAUGGGAAAUUAUUUUACAAAACGAUUGAGGCUUUUGAUAAAAUUUUAGAGCGAUUUCAACGCUCGACCAUGGUUAACAUGGAGUAUAUGCAAGAAUUAUCCGACUCGCAAUUCCACCAGAUCGACGAAUUUAGUACAAAAUUGCACGAUUUUUACAAAAAAAUUUUAAUCUUCGAGAACAACAACGUUUAUUUAUUUUUUAAUUACUUAAUUAACGUCCAUAUUUAUCCGUUAUCUUCGAUUAUGAUUUUAACGUUAACUUUCGUGCAUUUAAACGAAAUUCAACCUCAAUACAUCACAUAUGUUGUUUAUUUAACGGAUGUUAUUCACUUCAUUAAGAUGAGCGUUAAGUUCCAUUUGAUUUACGUCGACCCCGAAAGCGGGAUGGUUAUUAGUGACCCCUACGCUAUAAGACGGAGGUAUUUAAAAAGCGGAUUUUGGUUCGACUUUUUUAUCUUGUUACCGUUUGAGUUAUUCACGAGGUGUUAUACCUCGAAUAACGCAGUUUACAAUUUAGCUUGUUUGAAUCGAACGUUCCGAUUUUUGCAUUUAGUGCUUUAUUAUUAUCAGUGUGAGGAGAGGUUGUUAAUGAAGGAUCAUUUGAAAUGGACGUAUAUAUUUUAUAGUGUUAUGUUUCAACUCCAUCUUUUUUUGUGUCUUUGGUUAAUUAUUGCGUGUCCGAAUACUCGAUGUUGGUACCGAUACAAAGUAGGAUCCGAAAUAACGUUCAUCUCAUCCAACCAAACUUUAGAAUCUACGAUUAUGGCUUAUAUGUAUGUGGUGAACAUUUAUACAAGUACAAGCUUGAAAGGGAUCAUGCCUUUGGAGAUUCCGGAAGUUACGAUGACCGUAUUUAUGAUGAUUGGGACCCAAGUUUUGGUGAUGAACCUUGUCUCAAACUACGUUAGCCACCUUUUGGUUAAUAAGCACAACUUUAUUAAUUAUGAGGUGAAGUUCCAAAGCCUUGGGACUUAUUUGCAGAAAUUGGAGUUGUCUCAAUUUCUUUAUGCGAAAGUAAAGAGGUAUUGUUUGAGGUUAUGGAAUCGAGAGCGAGGGAGUUGGUUGCCGGUUCUAAUUACAGAAUCACCCCCUUGUUUAAAAGAAAACGUCCUCCAAAUCCUUUAUGGGCGCCACUUAAACAAUCACGUCUUGUUUAACCGAACUCACGUCGAUUUUUUGCGCCAAUUGGUGGUUUAUUUGGACCGAUUUGUCUUUUCAACCGGUGAUUGCAUUGUUGAAAAGGGCGACGCUGAUUGUUGCAUGUAUUUUAUUAACUCGGGCGAGAUUAUUCAAUUAGAUAUUUAUGGGAAAGUCGAAUAUUACAUUGGGACUUUAACCGCCGGGACUAGUUUUGGGGAAGCCCAAGGGUUACAAUGCAUCCCACAUAGAUUUUCUUAUCGAUCCAAAGCCGACACUGAAGUCUUAAUUUUAAAUAAAAGCAAAUGGAGCCACCUUUUAAAAUGGUUUCCAGCUUCUCGGGAGCAAAUUUUAAAUAAAGGCAAACAAGUGGGGUUAUUAGACGAAGAUGCAAUUAUUUAAUAAAUUUACAAUAAUGUUUUUUA